AUGGCCGGCUUCUCGUGCACGAGCACGAGCCAUGCUGCAGUUGCACUGGUUUCGGUGCUGCUGCUGAGCCUCGCGCACGGCUUGCUGGGGGCUCAUGGAGCCAGGAGGCUCAUGGAGCUGUACAAGCCGGACCCCAGCGAGCUCCUCACUUACCACAACGGCGCCGUGCUGCAGGGCGCCAUCCCGGUCACCGUGCUCUGGUACGGCCGCUUCACGCCGGCCCAGAAGGCCGUCGUCUCCGACUUCCUCCUCUCGCUCACCGCCGCCUCCCCGGCGCCGACCCCGUCCGUCUCGCAGUGGUGGGGCACCAUCGCCCAGCUCUACCUCUCCAAGGCCAAGGGCGCCAACGCCAAGCGCGCGACGCAGGUAGCGCUCGCCGGGCAGGUCUCCGACGAGCGCUGCUCGCUCGGGAAGAGCCUCGCGCUGCCCCAGCUCGCGGCGCUGGCCGCCAGGGCCAAGCCCCGGAAGGGCGGCAUCGCGCUGGUGCUCACCGCGGAGGACGUGGCCGUGGAGGGCUUCUGCCGGAGCCGGUGCGGCCUGCACGGCUCCGACGCCGCGGCCCGCACCGCGUACGUGUGGGUCGGCAACUCCGCCUCGCAGUGCCCCGGGCAGUGCGCGUGGCCGUUCCACAAGCCGGCGUACGGGCCCCAGGCGCCGGCGCUGGUGGCCCCGAGCGGCGACGUCGGGAUGGACGGCAUGGUGAUGAACGUCGCCAGCAUGGUCGCCGGCGCCGUCACCAACCCCGCCACCACCGGGGCGAGCUACAAUGCCAACGGGGCCAACGGGAGGAAGUACCUCCUUCCCGCGCUCUUCGACCCUGACACGUCCACCUGUUCGACCUUGGUGUAA
This is a messenger RNA of Triticum turgidum subsp. durum (durum wheat), 849 nucleotides long. The record is from the annotation of a GenBank genome assembly. NCBI's taxonomy places the organism in Eukaryota, Viridiplantae, Streptophyta, Magnoliopsida, Poales, Poaceae.